GAAGAAACCGUGACGUGGACUUGCAAAGAAACGCUUCCUCUGUCCGUUUUCGCGAACCGUAGAAUAACCCAACCACCAUUUCGUCUUCCCUAAAUUCCACCACUCUUGGACUCCAUUCAGCCCCCGAUCUCUCUCUCUCUCUCUCUCUCUCUCUGUGUUUGUGCGCUAUGGAAGCGGCCUCGGAGAGCGCGGCGAGGAUCGACGACGUGUCGCAGCCAACGGACCCGUCGCCUUCCGGACUGGCCUCUGACGCGGCGUCUCAAUCCUCGUCGACCGCUCGACCUUCCUUCUCCGCCGAAACGCCUGAUCGCAACGACUCCUCCAAUUCCUCGCCUAAUGCUUACAAAGAUGCCGAAGCUCAGUCUCCAGCGUCAUUGAAGAGUGAAGAGUAUCGACAAUUGUUUCGUCUUCCACCAGAUGAAGUCCUUGUCGAAGAUUUUAAUUGUGCUUUCCAGGAGAAUAUACUUAUUCAGGGUCAUAUGUACCUGUUUGUUCAUUAUAUUUGCUUUUACUCUAACAUAUUCGGAUUUGAGACAAAGAAAAUAAUCCCUUUCCAUGAAGUCACUAGCGUACGAAGGGCAAAGACAGCAGGGAUCUUCCCUAAUGCCAUAGAAAUUUUUGCUGGAGCCAAAAAGUACUUCUUCGCAUCCUUUCUGUCCCGUGAUGAAGCUUUCAAGAUCAUAGAAGAUGGAUGGUUGCAACAUGGUAAUGAUCCCAAAACAGCCACAGAACAUCAGGAACCAAUAUCUGAAUCAAGCAGCCAAGAGAAUGGAGGGGUUCUAAUUGAAAGGGUUAAUUUCUCUAAAAGUCCAGCCAAUGAAUUGGACUCUAUUGACAGGAAUAAGGAUGUUCCUGUAUUAAAUGAUUCAGUGCCUAUCAAUGUUGAAGUUGAGACAGUGGCAGCAACAGCUUCAGAGCAGCCAGAUAACGUAAAGGUAGAUGCCGAACCAGUUGUAAAUGCUGAACCAGGUGUAAAUUCUGAACCUUCAUCUUCAGAAAACACUUGGAUAUGGAAGCAGGAGAACUUUGAUGCCCCCAAGAUCCCAGAAUUUUAUACAAAGGUUGCAGAAUCAAAGUUUCAGAUAAAGGUGGAGGACUUCUUUAGUUUCUUUUUCUCAGAUGAUGCUGUUAAUUUCAUUGAAUUGUUUCAUAAAAGAUGCGGAGAUAAAGACUUUCAUUGCAGUUCUUGGUAUCCUCAUGAAAAAUUUGGGCAUGCUCGUGACGUGUCAUUUCAACAUCCAAUAAAAAUCUACUUUGGUGCAAAGUUCGGUAGCUGCCAAGAGAUCCAGAAACUUCGAAUUUAUAGAAACAGUCAUUUGGUUAUCGAGACAUCACAAGAAAUCAGCGACGUGCCUUACGCAGAUUAUUUCCGUGUUGAGGGGCUUUGGGACGUUGAGAGAGAUGCUGAUGAAUCGAAAGAAUGCUGCAUUUUGCAUAUAUAUGUGAAUGUGGCAUUUUCCAAGAAAACUGUAUUUAAAGGAAAAAUAGUGCAUUCUACCAUUGAAGAAUGUCGAGAAGCUUAUUUGAACUGGAUAAGCAUGGCACAUGAAUUGUUGAAGAAGAACCUUGGAAAAAAAGAAGAGGAAGUUGCUGCUGAUAGCAUGAUUCAGAAUGGUGAAGCUCACUUCGAGAGUGAAGUAAUCACUGGGGAAUCUUUGGAAAGGUCAUUUGAGUCAAGUGACCAUAUAAGAACGCAACAGAUAUCUGAUCCCAUAGAUGCUAACCAACAAGUUGGCAAUCGUUUGCAUGGAAAUUUCAUUGAUGCUACAUCCCUAGCAUCUUGGUUAAAGGAAUCUAUAGUGAAGUUAGGAUCCUUGAGAAGUCAAGUCCAUAUUUCAGUACUCGCAGUUAUGGUUUUUGCUGUGAUUUUCUUGAUGCAGUUGAGCAUAGUUGUGCUAUUAGCCAGGCCCCAACACAUCCAUGUGAACCCUCAGACUGGCUACAUGAGUGGCAUGGGCAGAUCAUCUGAAGCAAUGGCUUGGAUGGAGAAGCGAAUUCACCACCUUAAAGACGAAAUGUACACGGUUGAGGCCCGGCUCGAGAGGAUGCGACAUGAGCAUACACUGUUGAAAGCACAACUGAAAGACCUAGAGCAUCUCGGUAAGCAACAAUAGUCAUAUGUAUAUCCUUAUACUUCUUGUCAUAUGGUAAAUCUUCUUUUCCUUAUGUAAUCAAAAAAUGUAUCAUAAUCAUGCAAAGGAACUUUGUCAAAUUUGUAUCUGACUCAAAAACCAGUGGUACCAAUACAUCCUGUUGCGCAAA
Molecule: messenger RNA, 2262 nt
Organism: Alnus glutinosa
Lineage: Eukaryota; Viridiplantae; Streptophyta; Magnoliopsida; Fagales; Betulaceae
Product: protein VASCULAR ASSOCIATED DEATH 1, chloroplastic
Exons: 18
Coding region: 168-2114 (648 amino acids)
Biological process (GO): negative regulation of programmed cell death
Source: RefSeq, a predicted model, not a curated record